Knipowitschia caucasica is the source of this 2583-nucleotide messenger RNA. The record is from the annotation of a GenBank genome assembly. Lineage: Eukaryota; Metazoa; Chordata; Actinopteri; Gobiiformes; Gobiidae.
AUGGUCAUGGCAUCAACGCUGGACAGACGCGGCCCCGCUUUGCUUCUAAUCUGGACAUACUGCGUCGUGGCUAAUUCGGCGUUUACGAACUUCACUUUGGACAAUGAGUUCCACUCCAGUUUCAUUCACCGUCGUUUGAAGAGUCAGGAGCGCAGAGAGAUGCAGCGGGAGAUCCUGUCGAUUCUGGGACUGCCACACCGGCCAAGACCCAAUCUCCACGGAAAACACAACGCGGCGCCAAUGUUUAUGUUGGACUUGUACAACGCGAUUACUACGGAUGUCGAGGGGCGUUAUUCGUACCCAUACAAGCCUAUAUUUACAACGCAGGGGCCACCUAUUGCCAGCCUCCAAGACAACAACUUCUUGAAUGAUGCUGAUAUGGUCAUGAGCUUUGUCAAUCUAGUGGAACAAGACAAAGAGUUCUUCCCUCUUCGGCGGCAUCAUAAGGAGUUCCGUUUUGAUCUAUCGAAGAUCCCAGAAGGCGAAGCCGUUACUGCAGCUGAGUUCAGGAUCUAUAAAGACUUCAUCCAUGAACGAUUCGACAACGAAACCUUCCGCAUCAGCGUGUAUCAGGUGCUGGAGGAGCACGCCGACAGAGAGUCAGAGCUCUUCCUGCUUGACUCGCGGGUGAUCUGGGCGGCGCAGGAGGGCUGGCUGGUGUUCGACAUCACAGCUACAAGUAACCACUGGGUCCUGAACCCCGGGCGCAACCUGGGCCUCCAGCUGGCCCUCGAGAGCAACAGUGGCGAGAGCAUUCAUCCUCGAGUGGCAGGCCUGAUUGGCCGCAGCGGGCCUCAGAAUAAACAGCCCUUCAUGGUGGCCUUCUUCAAAGCCACAGAGGUGCACCUGCGCAGCAUUCGAUCAGCGUCAGGCGGCAACAAACAAAGGAACUCCAACCGCUCCAAAGCAGCAAAGAACCAGGAGGCUCUGAGAAUGGCCAACGUUGCAGAGAACAGCAGCACUGAUCAGAAACAGGCCUGUAAGAAGCAUGAGCUGUACGUCAGUUUUAGAGACCUGGGAUGGCAGGACUGGAUCAUUGCUCCAGAGGGCUACGCGGCGUAUUACUGUGAGGGAGAGUGUGCCUUCCCUCUCAACUCCUACAUGAACGCCACAAACCACGCCAUUGUGCAAACGCUGGUACAUUUUAUCAACCCGGACACCGUGCCGAAGCCGUGCUGUGCUCCCACGCAGCUCCAUGCCAUCUCCGUGCUCUACUUUGACGACAGCUCCAACGUCAUUCUCAAAAAGUACCGCAACAUGGUGAAGACCAAAAAAAAAGACGCACUUCACUUUAAGCCCAAUUUCUACUAUUUUUACUCACAACCCGCGAGAGGAAAUUUUAGUGUUCUGUAUUUGAGAAGAGGACAAUUAUUUGGUCUUGGGAUGGAGGCCAGAGCCAAGCUGCACCUGAGAGAGUGGCUGAUCGUGCAGAUAGACAGCGGCAGAUAUGAGGGUCUGUGCUGGGAGGACGAGGACAAAAGUAUGUUCAGGAUCCCCUGGAAACACGCAGCCAAGAAGGACUACAGGCAGCGGGAGGACGCGGCUCUCUUCAAGGCGUGGGCCGUGUACAAAGGCAAGUACCGGGAGGGCAGGGACCCGGCGGACCCCACCAUGUGGAAGACCCGCCUCCGCUGUGCCCUCAACAAAAGCUCUGACUUUGAGGAGGUCCCUCAACGCAACCAGUUGGACAUCACUGAGCCGUACAAGGUCUACAGGAUCCUCCAGGAGCCCAGAGAAGAAUCCAUGCAGAGAGGAGAAGUGAAGAGUCCGGACGUGUUGGACUCAGAGGAAGAAGACGAUUAUUAUCAGCCAAGAGAAUCAACUGACGGCAUUCAUCAGGAAAGAACCACAGGAGAUCCUCUGAGGGAGCACAUGUACUGUGAGGUCAAAGAAAACACAUCUGCGAACCUGCCCCAGGCCUCUGUGUCCUUCUUCAGCCACGGGAACAAUAUCUCAGAUGUGCGCAUGCAUGUGACGCUGCUGUACCAGGGCGUGGCGGUGUUGCGGGUGACCACCAGGAGCCCGGACGGCUGCUUCAUCCUGCAGGGCAGCGUCCCUCCGGCCAACGAGAAGAUCUACGGCUCGUGCAUGGCCCAGCAGCUGUCCUUCCCCUCCCCUGCUCACCUGCCCCUGCCCCCAGGACUGGCUCACACCAUGGGCCGGCUCCUGUGCCACCUGGAGAGGGGCGUGCUGCUGUGGGUGGCCCCCGAAGGAGUCUUCAUCAAGAGGUUUUGUCAGGGCAGAGUGUACUGGUCCGGCCCCCAGGCCAAACACGCUGAUCGCCCCAACAAACUGGAGCGAGACAAGACCUUCAAGCUGCUGGACGUGCCGCUGUUCCGCAGCCAGCUGCAGAGGUGUGUGCAGCAGAAGGGGCCACUCCCAUCGUACAAGAUCGAGCUGUGCUUUGGGGAAGAGUAUCCAGACCCCAAUGUUCCCAAAGCAAAGAAACUUAUCAUGGCAGAGGUGGUGCCUGUGUUUGCAGAGGAGCUGCUACAACAAUUACAUCUGCAGGACUCUGGGGACACAGGGGACACUGAAGACAGGAGCACUGAGUCUCACAGCCAAUCAGAGACUGAGCACUAG